AUGUCUCGCCGUCGAAUAUCCCACAGCGAGAUGAACGAGAGCCUCGCCUACCCCUUCAUGCAGACCAACGGUCAAUACAACGGUCAAUCAAAUGGUCAACAUCGGAGAGGGCCUAUUGAAGGUCCCAAUGGCCGUCGUCUCAUCCGCCGCGUCACAUGGCGCUCCUCCACAUACAAACUGAUGGCUACCCUGUGGGUGCUUGCUGUCCUCUAUAUCGUCUGGCUAGUCCGCGAUCUCUUCAUGCCCUUCACACCCUCCGAAACCGACACCCCACCCGCUUCUCAAGAUCAAAAUUAA
Molecule: messenger RNA, 297 nt
Organism: Penicillium vulpinum
Lineage: Eukaryota; Fungi; Ascomycota; Eurotiomycetes; Eurotiales; Aspergillaceae
Exons: 1
Coding region: 1-297 (98 amino acids)
Source: RefSeq, a predicted model, not a curated record